Messenger RNA from Hermetia illucens (black soldier fly), 2877 nucleotides. RefSeq names its product mediator of RNA polymerase II transcription subunit 15. NCBI's taxonomy places the organism in Eukaryota, Metazoa, Arthropoda, Insecta, Diptera, Stratiomyidae. The coding region runs from base 184 to 2370 and encodes 728 amino acids. The record is from RefSeq and is a predicted model, not a curated record. The transcript is spliced from 3 exons.
GUCGACCAUAGAAAACGGUAACAAACGGCUGUGAAUUCACAUUCGGAUUAAAUUCUACACAUUUUCCGUUGGAUUACGCAAACCUUAAUCGAAACAUCGUUAGUGGAUUAUAUUCAAAUUGAGUGAAUUAAGUGAAUUUCUGGCCGAUCUGUAACCUUUAGAUACACAGUGCGCUCGUCCAAGAUGAAGUGGUGGAUUUUAGUGAUUGCGUUGAGUAUAUGCGUUGAACUGAUCAUUGCGAAAAGCUCCGAUAAAACAUAUCCGAAAAAAGUGAAAAAUCGAAAACCCACAAAAGGUCCCAAAACCAUUCUUGAUGAAUUCUCAUCACUAUCAGAAGAUGACAAGGAAUUUAUCAAAGAAUUGGAUAAACAAUUCAAAAUGCAUGGGGAUGUAGUCAAAAUUAAAGUGGAACGUGAUAAUUCAACUGUAAAGAAUCCAAAGAGAACAGUUGAUAGUGAAUUAGGGUACGGAAACCAAAAUAGCAUAGCCCAACAACGAUUUCAAUUUUCCAAGCCAACCUUCCAAUUUUUCCCAUACUCCCAGCAAACCGUUCCAAUCCCCAAUGGGUUCAACGGGGCCAAUAAUGGAUUUUACCACAGCAGCGUCCAAAUUCAACCAUCACGAGCUUAUGAAAUCAAAGAAACCCCUGGCGGCUACAAAACUUACACCCCGAAUAACCAACCAUUCCGACCCCCAUUCACCCCCAAACCGACAAUCAUUCCAUCAAGUUUUUCCACAGGAGCUUUCUCCUCCACAAAAUUCCCACCAACUCCAGCAUACUCCUCUACUCCUACUUAUUCGCCUGCACCAUAUCCUUCUCCUACUUAUCCUGGUUUCCAACCUGUGCAACAACAACAAAAAGUUUUCUAUCAAGGCCAACAACAAAUUUCUGAACCGGUUAUAGUUCUCAGAAUUCCAGGUCCGGCUAAAUAUGCCGCUCAUUUGCAAUCUCUGUUGCAACGAUAUCUGGAAAUUCGUGCUGCUCAGUACAUUAAGGCUUUCGAGGAGCACGAGGCAAGAGUUGCGCAACAGCAGGCUUUAUUCCGCCAACAGCAUCAGCAUUACCCCGAAGCCCAACCAGAAGCCCAGCAUCCUUUAAUUCAAACCACUGAUUACUAUAAACCGGCCACCAAAUUUAUGGUAGGCGCUCCUCUUCCUACACCAGCACUUCAACCUCAAUUUGCUCCUUCACCAAACCCACACAUCCAACAUCAUCAAAUUUAUUCGGCACCCGUAAGUCCCCUUCAAAGACCCCACCUCUUCCCAGCUCAUCCAAUCCAACAGCCCAAACAAUUGUCAAUCCAAUAUCAACAGCCUCAGAUUCCUAACUAUCAAGUUCCAAAGGCUCAAUUCCAACAAUUCAUUGUUCAACAAGUUCCUACCAUUCAUGGCUCAUUGGGACAAAAUGUCCAACAAUCAUCACAAGAAGAAGAAGUAGUUCAAAUCGGAGGACGUGGACCUCAAGAAUACUUAGCUCCAAAAGCACAAGAACAACAGGUACAACCUCAGCAACAACCAACUCAGGAAUAUCUCCAACCACAACCACAAGGCAAGGAGUAUGCUGAAGAGGAUGCCCAACCUGCACAGGAGAUUGUCAAUAUCCCAGCUAAACAGCCCAGUUUGACCUUCUCAGCCACUCAAAAACCAGCGGAAUUUUCAUUGACCAACAUUCUUCAGAACCAAUUCUUUGCAGGCAAAAAUGGUCCUGCAAAUAAUCUGGCAAAAUAUUCUUCACAACAGCCUGGUGCUGCUGAAAACUCAGAAGAAGUCGACGAUCAACCUGAAAUUCCUGAAGCCCGCCACACUCCAGUUUAUUCUGAUAAUCCCAAUGCCGAAGGAGUUCAUGAAGACGAAAACCACCAGCUAUUCUCCUAUGAUCAGCAGCCACAAGGUCCACCUCCCCAACAAGUACAACGUCCGCAUAAGGUUUAUGGACCACCUAAUGAGCAAGAGGAAUCAAACCUUCCUAUCACUGAGAACAGUCCCCGCCCAACUCACACUCGGAUUCGCUUCAACGAUAAUGGAAAUUCAGAUGACCAUUCAUCAGUAUAUCCUCUCCCACCUAUUCCAAGUGCCAGUUCCAAGUUUGAUUAUGAAAAGCAGCAGCAAUCGCAAGCAGCUUACGAAACUGUUGAACAAGAAGGUUAUGGGACCGAAGAGCCUGUACUAGCGAUCACGCAGAAACAACGUGGGAACACUUUCAGUGGUUAUAACUCACACUCCCUCCUGAACACCGACUUUCAAGGAGAUGCUCCAUACACUCAAUCACAGUUCAAGAAAUUGAAUGACCUUAUCAACAGGCUCAAACAGCGAUCUCCAGCAAUCCUUCCAGCGGUGUCAACGCAAGAACCAGCCACUAAUGAUGACUAAAAAGCGCAUUGUAUAGAGUUAGUUAUGGAUAUGUAGUUAUAUUAGACUACACUUCAGUCAGUUUUAUUAGUUAGGAAUGUCUUUUAUUAAGUUGUAUCAUAUAGUCUGGUGCACUUGAAGAAGUACGAUGAUGGGUUGACAAAAAAGCGGAAAUGGGGCUGAUUCGCUCCAUAAAAUUCCUUAGUUUGUCUUCACUACUGCAUCCCUAGUCUCAAGAAGAAUGUAAACAAAGCUCUCUCAGAGCUAUCUGCAUUACAUAGCAGGUCCUUUGACCCCUCGGUAUCGGCAAAGCAGAUCGUCAGCUUACUCCUCCAAAUGCAUCAAGUUCUCAUCCCUGUCACAUGUGCAAUAAAAUACAUAGACCUAGAUAGCAUUAAAUGUAUGUACAUCGCCAAAAUGCUGUGCAACUACCUUACAUUGCCAUUAUUUUAAUGAAAUUGUUAAAGCUAAUUAUUAUAAAUUAAAUAAUAAAAUAAAGGAAAAAUUAAUACAAAAUGUGGUAAAACA